Messenger RNA from Zasmidium cellare ATCC 36951, 639 nucleotides. RefSeq lists its product as uncharacterized. Gene Ontology annotation, cellular component: Rpd3L-Expanded complex; nucleus; Rpd3L complex. Lineage: Eukaryota; Fungi; Ascomycota; Dothideomycetes; Mycosphaerellales; Mycosphaerellaceae. Gene Ontology annotation, biological process: regulation of DNA-templated transcription. The record is from RefSeq and is a predicted model, not a curated record. Bases 1 to 639 code for a protein of 212 amino acids. The transcript is spliced from 2 exons.
AUGGCUAUAGCAGCAGACCGUCCGUCCUCGCCCUCGGCAGGGGGAAAGCGCAAGCGAUCCCCCUCGCCCUCUCCCUCUCGCUCCCCCUACUCCCCGCCCCGCGAGCUCACCAAGGCGGAGCUCACGCAAGCAAAGCGGCGAGCAACGCUCGCCAGGAACAAGGCAGCGGCUCUUCAAGCCGCCCAGGAUCGUCUCAUCUUCGGCGUCCCGGAGGAGGAGCCCGACCCCAACGCCCCCAUCUACUGCAUCUGCCGCAAACCUGCCGACGGGAAGAAGAUGAUCGAGUGUGGAGACCAGGGCUGCGAGAUUGGGUGGUUCCAUGCCCGUUGUGUCGAAGAUGAGAACACGGAGAGCAGCGACUGGAUCUGCCGCGACUGCAAGCACCGCAAGACGAUGACUGAGCUCUGCCGUAACGGCGCUCCCGGCUCCCUCUCCCAAGACGACCUGGACAAGAUUGUGCCGUCCGACGCAGACGUCCUUCGUGCUGCCGCUGGAGAUGUCUAUGGCUUGAGCUCGUGGAAGAAGGACUGGGUGAAAGAGACCUUUGGCGAAGAAGAGGAGCAGCAGCAGCAGGCAGAUGAGGAGGGGGGGAAGACGAAGAGGGAGAGGAGUACGACGAAAAUGAAGAGUGGUGAUUGA